This is a messenger RNA of Helobdella robusta, 1270 nucleotides long. RefSeq lists its product as hypothetical. The transcript is spliced from 6 exons. The annotation marks the transcript as partial. NCBI's taxonomy places the organism in Eukaryota, Metazoa, Annelida, Clitellata, Rhynchobdellida, Glossiphoniidae. The record is from RefSeq and is a predicted model, not a curated record.
AUGGCAGCACCUAUGGACGAUAGUACAGCUGAUGCCCCAGCUAUUCCUGUUGGCUUGAAGAAAAUCCUGAUAAAGGAUCGUGAGUUUAUAAAUGUUGCCAACUCAUGGGUCGACAAGGGACUUGUUUCGAGACAGGCCAAUGCUUCUUGGAAUGUAUAUGCCAGGCUGUUCUCCAACUUAGAUGGGAUGGUAGUCGUUGGACAACCAGGUACAGCAUAUGAGAAAUAUCCAUCACACGAAGAGAUCUUUGUAGAAGAAAAAGUACUGAAACAUAAAUAUGUUCCUCUCAUUCCAUUAGCCAAAUUAAUCAUUCGCAUGAUUAUUGCUCACGAUCUUUAUGACAUCCCUGAAUCAAAGGGAAAGGAUCCAAAGAAAAUCGAAUCUUUGGAGAAAAAGUUCAGGGCACUAAAAGCUGCUGUAGGUAGCCUGUAUACCGAGGCAGUCAGUUGGAGGGACAUCUUAUAUACGAAAAAGGUAAAAUUCGUAAACCAGAAAGUAUCAAGUGCCCUUUGGAAUAGGAUUGGUGCAAAAGGAUCUACAAUGGCAGCACCUAUGGACGAUAGUACAGCUGAUGCCCCAGCUAUUCCUGUUGGCUUGAAGAAAAUCCUGAUAAAGGAUCGUGAGUUUCUAAAUGUUGCCAACUCAUGGGUCGACAAAGUUAAGCAGCAGAAAGUAUCAAGUGCCCUUUGGAAUAGGAUUGGUGCAAAAGGGUCUAACUGUCCGUUCUCUGUCAGAACGAAAUUCGGAAAGCAAACGAACAUAGCUGCGCUCUUCAAAAAAACCACAAAAUUAUAUGGAAAAUUGGCAUCCUCAAAAGGAACCAAAUCUAGAGAAAUGAUCGUCACAGCGCAUAAAUUUAAGAAGGCGCUUCAAGGAUGCUUUGCUUCUAGGGCACAAGUUGCCUUAAUUGAUCAUUUAUUCAGCGAUUCUGGCUAUCAAAAGUCAGAAAUUGACGCAAUCUCAAGGUUACAAUCCAGUAUUUUGAAAAUAAAACCAAGAAGGAGCGCUACUUACGAUGUUUGCAAAGUCAAAUAUUCGACCGGUAGGACAGGAAUGUGUGCACUUGAUAUGAUUACCGAACACCCUACUAAGAUAACCAAGGUCUUCGGAUUAAGCAAAGACAUUCUGCCCACUUCGGACAAGUUCUCCAGGCCUAAACUUGGUUAUCUCCAAAAUGGGAAACCUGCUGCAAUAGUCAUUAGUAUGCCGAUACUCUGGUUUACAGUCGCAAUGAAAGGGAGUCCGUCUUACGUAAACGGGGGGUCUUCAG